Molecule: messenger RNA, 1327 nt
Organism: Colletotrichum acutatum
Lineage: Eukaryota; Fungi; Ascomycota; Sordariomycetes; Glomerellales; Glomerellaceae
Product: pectate lyase-domain-containing protein
Exons: 2
Coding region: 135-1082 (315 amino acids)
Biological process (GO): pectin catabolic process
Cellular component (GO): extracellular region
Molecular function (GO): pectate lyase activity
Source: RefSeq, a predicted model, not a curated record
AUAGUAGAGCCAAGACUCGUCAUCAAGUUCAUCCCAACCGCCCUUCAUCAUAGCCAAGACGCUAUCAUCCACUUUCCCCCUCAUUACGACCAUCUCAUCUCGAAGAUAGUCCACUUUACGGAGCUAGACACACAAUGUACAUCCGAAACAACCUGCUCGUCUUGGCCCUCUGCCUCUCCACCCUAGGCCUCGCCUCGCCCACCACCAGCUCAAAGAGCGGUUCCAAGACGUCGCACAAGGGGAGCAGUGGUUCCUCCAAGGGCUCGAAAGCGCACUCUAGCGUCCCGGCUCAUGCGCCAAAGGGUACUUCGGCGCCGAGUUCCGGGUCCGCUGCCGGUGGCGGCGGUGGUGGUUCCGCGGCAGGCAACGGGACGACCUCUGGCGGCGCCAACACGGAGCUGCAGACGACGUUCCCGACGGCCAAGGGGUCGCAGAACAUUGCUGCCGUCAAGACCAUUGCUGCGGGCCAGUCGUUUGACGGCGGGAUGGUGAUGUGGGAUCGGAGUCCGAGUACCUGCAAGGGCCAGACCGAGGGCGGGAACAAGGACGCGGUGUUCAUCCUCGAGGAAGGGGCUACGAUUAGCAAUGUGAUUAUUGGGCCUAAUAAUGGUGAGGGGAUUCAUUGUUUGGGGAGUUGUACCAUCAACAACGUCUGGUUUCAAAAAGUCUGCGAAGACGCCAUCACGUUCCGCCAAACGUCAGGCACAUCCUACGUCAACGGCGGCGGCGCCCAAGACGCGGCCGACAAGGUCCUCCAGCACGACGGCGGCGGUACGGUCGCCGUCAAAAACUACUUUUGCAAAAACUGCAGCAAAAUGUACCGCAGCUGCGGCAACUGCAAGACGCAGGUGGCGCGGCACUCUACAUUUGACAAUAUCCGGCUCGACGGCGGGAAAGUGCUCAGCGGCGUCAACGGGAACUUGGGCGAUGGGACGAUUGUGAGGGACUCGUGCGUGCUGGGCGGCGCGCAGGUGUGUGAGAAUUUUGAGGGGAAUAGUAGUGGUGCGGAGCCCAAGUUGGUGUCGAGCGGGCCGGAUGGGAAGUUAUGUGUUGCUACAAAUGUUAAGACGAGUGGGUGUUGAGGGGGUUGUUUGGGAAGGGAUAUGGAGAGAGUCUCGAUGAGAUUCUGGUGUUUUUGCGAGUAGGAAUGGCUACUUCCGUUGUCUAUACUUUGAAGCAGUACAUAUGAUUUAGAAACGGCUCUGAGUCUGGGCCCACCUAGAGUUGGGCCGGUCUCUAGGCUGAAGCUGUAGAUACUUUUAUAUUAUCCCGAAACCUACUUUAACCACUGUCAACACGGAAGAAAACAUCUAGCCUGCUUUCUUAC